CUCUGCUGGGUUACCAUAACAACUCCAGCAAUGGCUGCGGUAGCGGUUGGUGAGAAACGUGUUGCGGCUGAAAUUGUACAAGCAGUGGCCCGACAUUUAAACUGUUUGAAUGAUGAAAAUAAAAGCAUCAGGAAAAGGGCUCUGGAGUCGAUACGGAAAGAAACUCUGGAUCAAAAACUGUCCAGCCUCGUGCUGCAGGAGGUGUUUACCAUUCUGCUGAAGCCCCUUCUCAAGUGUCUGUCAGACCCGAUGGAGAGGUGCAGAGAGACCGCGAUUCAGAUGAUAAGUGACUUCAUCAGAAAUACACCUGAACCCGAGGAGGCCUUGCCCUACUUCAUAGCAACCGUUGCCCAGCGCUUGGGCAGCCAGGACAUUGUGGAGCCUGCAGAGGAGCUGAGGCUGGCGUUGGUGGAGGUUUUGACUCUCACAGUUGAAGUGUGUGGAAAGAGGCUAGCUCCGUAUCUGGAUGACAUGGUCAGGAUCCUUCAGAGGACCAUCGUAGAUCCUUUCCCUGAUGUGAAAAAGGAAAGCUGCAAGUGCGCUGCAAAUUAUGCAAAGUGUAUACCAGAACAUUUUCACAUGUCAGCAGAUUCGCUUAUAAAGCCCCUGAUGCAAACCAUAUCGCACCAGCAUUCGAAGGUGCGAGUGUCUGUAAUUCAAGCCACAGGCACAGUGAUGCAGUAUGGUAAUGGGAAGUCCAUGGAUGAUGUGCUUUCACACUUAGCCCAACGACUUUUUGAUAAUUCACCACAGGUGCGACUAGCUGUCACAAAUGUAGUGGGGGCAUGGCUUUUGGACCUACGAGACAGAUAUUCUUAUUUUCAUAAACUAAUUCCAUUACUCCUCAGUAGCUUCAGUGAUGAAAUACCUGAAAUAAGGCUUCUGGCUGGCAAUUACUGGAAGAAAAUUGGUUGUCAAUGGCAACAAGAGAAUGAAGAAGACUUGAAGGACAAGCUUGACUUUUUGACUUUGCCACCCCCUCACUAUCCAAUAGGAGUGGAACGUCCUGUGCUUGGAUGUCGAGAACUGGUUUUUAGGAACUUGUCUAAAAUCCUUCCUGCCAUCAGCCGAGAUAUAACAGACUGGGUUGUGGGAAACAGGAUCAAAUCCUCUGAGCUCCUGAGCGUUCUGCUGCUUCAUGCAGAAGAGCACAUCACACAGCACAUGGAACUCCUGCUCAACACGCUGUACAGGGCUUGCUCCGAUGAAGAGCAGCAAGUUGUUAAAAACUGUUUGAACUCAGCUGAGCUGAUUGGAACAUUUGUCAACCCAGAGGUUUUUCUGAAAAUGAUCCUGACCAGCCUCCUGAAAUCACCCUCUCCAGCACACCUCAUGGUUCUGGCUGCUGUCAUUAGAGGCAGCUCCGGGGAAACACUGAAGCCUCACCUUGUGGCUAUUGGAGACGUGCUGUCUAAUCCUGAUGCAUGCCAAGCAUCUGAAAAGCUGGUGUAUACAGAGAAAUUGGGUUGUUGUGUGCAAGCCCUUAUAACACAAUGUGGACCAGACUGCAGAGAGAUCAGCCUACAGCUGCUGAAAGUUUUAAUAACUAUCCUGUCCUUGUCUCCUGAUCAAGAACUUCACGACAAGGUGCUGGAGGUACUGGGCUGCCUGUCUGCACUGCAGGGCCUGCACAGUGUGUCACAUCUCUACAGACAGCACAUGGCAGAGCUGAUGGAAUGGCUAGCAGCUAGUCAGCACAACUGGACCAGCUUCUCCGUGGAAAGGCUGCAGUUUGAGACCAUUGUCAUUCAGUCAGGACCUAUCAUUGGAGAGGCCCUUCAUAUGUUAAUUCCGAUCCUGAAGACCUGCUUGCAGCCCAGCAGAGAUCCUGAGAUGAGGCUGCAGCUUUUCACAGUCCUGUCCAAGCUGCUGCUGAAUGCCAGUGAGACAGUGAACUCGCAGGGGCAGUUCCCCAACUAUCUGGAGCCUUUACUCAAAGACAUUGUGGUUCCUAAUCUGCUGUGGCAUGCUGGGAGGACAGCUGCUGCAAUCCGCACCAGUGCGAUAUCCUGCCUAUGGGCCCUGCUACACAGCGGCAUACUCUCUGCAGAGCAGAUGUGGACUGUUCAGAACGACCUACUGCCGCUUGUGAUUGCUACUCUGGACGAAGAUUCAAAAAUGACUCGAGAAAUGGCAUGUCGUAUUAUUAAUGCUGUUUUGAAACUCUGUGGAGACCAGUUUGACCCAGAUGGGCUUAACAAAGUGUAUCUUGAACUAUUAAAGCGUCUGGAUGAUGCCUGCAAUGGAGUGCGGUGUGCUGCUGCUAAAGCUUUGUCGACAUGGUUCCAGUGUGUUCGUGAGGAUUAUGACAGAACUACCUUUAGAAGUCACCUUGAGUUCCUGUACCGCGGACUGCUGGUUCACCUUGAUGACCCUGAUAGCAGCAUUCAGAACGCUGUGUUUGAUGUUUUGAAACAAGGAAGUGUUGUUGAUCCCUCUCUGCUGGAGAAAGAAAUAGAAGCAGUGAAGCAUAGACAUCGCACCUCAAGCUACUGCGAAGAGCUGCUUCAGCACAUUCAGUUAAACUCCCAGACCAGUACAGGCAGGGCUCACACAUAGACGCACCUGGAAUAUGUAACACUUCCAUAAUUAUUAAUGUACAAAGGCUGGCACUAAUAUAUAUAUAUAUAUAUA
Polyodon spathula (Mississippi paddlefish) is the source of this 2634-nucleotide messenger RNA. RefSeq names its product dynein assembly factor 5, axonemal-like. Gene Ontology annotation, biological process: inner dynein arm assembly; outer dynein arm assembly; cilium movement. The record is from RefSeq and is a predicted model, not a curated record. Bases 31 to 2559 code for a protein of 842 amino acids. Gene Ontology annotation, molecular function: dynein intermediate chain binding. The transcript is spliced from 13 exons. Gene Ontology annotation, cellular component: cytoplasm. Lineage: Eukaryota; Metazoa; Chordata; Actinopteri; Acipenseriformes; Polyodontidae.